AUGGAGAAGAGAUCAGGCUCAAGCUACUACUGGUUUUGGCUUCUCCUGCAAAUUCUACUGAUUAAUGUUCUUGGGCUUCAUUGCCAGCCCCCUCCAGAUUCUACCUCUUUCAUAAGCAUCGAUUGCGGGAUCGGCGAUGGCACCAGCUAUGUCGAUAACACCACUGGCUUGACCUAUGUUUCCGACGACGCUUACAUAGACUUGGGCAAAGACUACACCAUUGGCUCGACCUACUUAUCCUCCUUCCGGUUGCAAUUAACCACCUUGCGCAGCUUCCCCAACAGCACGCGUAGCUGCUACACGUUGCGACCGGUGGUGCAAUACUACAAGUACUUGGUGCGCGCUUACUUCUUGUACGGCAACUACGAUGGACUCCAUAAGGCUAACACAAUCAAUCCUUUGGAAUUCGAUGUUUACAUCGAUGUUAACAUGCUGAUGACAAUGAGCAUACAAAACGAGUCUUAUACAUAUAGAGCAGAGGCUUUGAUCGUUGCGGUGGUCAACAGUUCUGUAUCGAUUUGUCUGGUGAAUACCGGCAACGGAGUACCCUUCAUAUCGUCUUUGGAGCUGAGACGCAUAGAUUCCUCUUUGUACACGCUAGUCAAUGACAGUUUCUAUCUUCAAGUCUUCGCCAGGCGAAACCUGGGUGCAACUCAAACCAUAAGGUACCCGACGGAUCCGUACGAUCGCAUCUGGACAGAGUUGACGAAUGCUCCUUAUUGGACCAACAUCAACACCACUCGGCCGAUCGAAUACUUCACCAAUGACGAGUACAGGGUGCCGGUGGCCGUCAUGCAGACGGCGGUCACCCCCUCCGGCGUCGGUGGCGUCACGGACAUUGCAUUCCACUGGGACUUCGCCGACACCGGGUUUCGCAACAAUCAGUUCUACAUCAACUUAUAUUUCUCCGAGUUCGAUGCCCUCCUCCCCAAUCAGUCCAGGGCCGUCGACAUAUUUCUCAACGGCGAGAUUGCGAGAGCGGACUACGCCCCUCCCUACCUUUUGGCGGAUUCCCUCUACAGCAUCGACCCCCUCAACCCAAACGAUACCUAUCUGUGGGAGAUCAAGCCCAACGACAGCUUCAACCUGCCUCCUAUCUUGAAUGCCUUGGAGAUAUUUUCCCCCAUGCACCUCGAGAACGUGACGACCAAUGAGAGAGAUGUUGAUGCCAUUAACGCCAUCAAGGCUCAAUACAAAGUGAAGAAGCAAUGGACAGGUGAUCCCUGUUCACCAGUAGAAUAUAGAUGGGCUGGUUUGAAUUGUAGCUAUAUUUCAGAGCCCCCAAGUAUCACAGCUGUAAAUCUGUCUUAUAGUGAACUGACUGGUGAAAUAUCCCCUUCCUUCAGUGAACUUUCAGCAAUCAAUUAUCUGGAUCUAUCUUACAAUAACUUGACUGGAAUGAUACCUGAUGUAUUAGGAAAAUUAUCCCAGCUUAAAGUUCUAUAUUUAAUGCAAACCAACAUUGAUAAGACAAUACCUCCUUCGCUUAGUAGAAGAGUGAAUGAUCAGCUGCUACAGAUUAUAUUUGAUAAUGCUCCUCCUCCAAGCCCACCUCCUUCCUCCAAUAAUAAGACCAUUGUCAUUGUGAUAUCAGUAAUUGGUGGGUGUUUUGUGCUAAUAAUGGCUGUGGUAUUGGUUUGGUGGUGCAUUUGGAAACGGCAUCCAGGUUCAGUCCCUAAUCCAGGCAAAAGACAUCUUGAGGAAAAAAAUAGUCUAUAUGAUACACCUAAUCCUCCACAGCCUCAUUCUCUGACAACAAACCCUCAUGUAAUGAGAUUUUCAUACACACAGUUGAUUGGCAUAACUAACAAUUUUGCUAAGAAAAUUGGGAAAGGGGGAUUUGGAGUUGUGCUUCAUGGUUGUUUGGAAAAUGGAAAGCAAGUAGCUGUCAAGUUGAAUUCUCAAUCAUCGCCGCAAGGGGAAAAGCAAUUUGGUGCUGAGGUUCAGAAUUUGACAAGAAUUCAUCAUAAAAACCUGGUUGAAUUGAUUGGAUACUGCAUUCAUGGAGAAGGCCUAGCUCUUGUUUAUGAAUAUAUGGCUCAGGGAAGCCUUCAUGAUCAUUUGAUUGGUUAUGAAACCAUGGCAUUACUGCUAAAUAAUUCUUGCAAGUAGAUUAUGUUGAU
This is a messenger RNA of Zingiber officinale, 2123 nucleotides long. Its product is annotated as putative leucine-rich repeat receptor-like serine/threonine-protein kinase At2g19230. Gene Ontology annotation, biological process: protein phosphorylation. Bases 1 to 2112 code for a protein of 703 amino acids. The record is from RefSeq and is a predicted model, not a curated record. The transcript has 10 exons. Gene Ontology annotation, molecular function: ATP binding; protein binding; protein kinase activity. NCBI's taxonomy places the organism in Eukaryota, Viridiplantae, Streptophyta, Magnoliopsida, Zingiberales, Zingiberaceae.